Geodia barretti is the source of this 3119-nucleotide messenger RNA. Lineage: Eukaryota; Metazoa; Porifera; Demospongiae; Tetractinellida; Geodiidae. The record is from the annotation of a GenBank genome assembly.
CUGCUCAUACCAACAGCUGAAUUGCUGUCAACCACUAAUACUGUGGUUUUAAAGGUGACUGGUGAGCAAGGAACACCUGUUGAGCUCACCCAACAAUUCCAAGCUCCAAUUGGGUGUAGCUACAGAGUUGAGAAUGGACAGGUGACACUAGGGUGUACUGGUGGUCUUGAUCAGUUGUCCAGGAUCGAGUACAUUAUCAAUGGGCAAAAUUUCACUGUGUCUGGGUUCCCAAUCACCAUCAGCACCAGCCAGCUGUCCCAGUCACAGACCAACACAGUCAUCCUGAGACUGUUCACAUCUAGCAACACCCUCAUCACUACAACCACCUUCAACAUAGAACCCUCUCAAUUCGUGAGGUUCAGUGUGAGGUGCAGUGGGAGAUACAUUAGAGAGAGCUCUGGACUAGCUCUGGUGAUAUCCUGCGAAAAUACAUCAGACAGUACUCAGAGCAUAUCUUCACUGAGAUAUAGUGUCAAUGGUGGACCUGAACUGACAGCGACUGGAUCGACAUUCACAAUCAGAGACGGUCUGAGAACUGAUGGGACUAACACAGUGGAUAUCACAGCCAUUGGCAGCGAAGGAGCUCAGCUGGACAUCUCUACCAUCAACAUCCCUGCUCCUGUUGGGUGUAGCUACAGUGUUGAGAAUGGACAGGUGACACUAGGGUGUACUGGUGGUCUUGAUCAGUUGUCCAGGAUCGAGUACAUUAUCAAUGGCCAAAAUUUCACUGUGUCCGGGUUCCCAAUCACCAUCAGCACCAGCCAGCUGUCCCAGUCACAGACCAACACAGUCAUCCUGAGACUGUUCACAUCUAGCAACACCCUCAUCACUACAACCACCUUCAACAUAGAACCCUCUCAAUUCGUGAGGUUCAGCGUGAGGUGCAGUGGGAGAUACAUUAGAGAGAGCUCUGGACUAGCUCUGGUGAUAUCCUGCGAAAAUACAUCAGACAGUACUCAGAGCAUAUCUUCACUGAGAUAUAGUGUCAAUGGUGGACCUGAACUGACAGCGACUGGAUCGACAUUCACAAUCAGAGACGGUCUGAGAACUGAUGGGACUAACACAGUGGAUAUCACAGCCAUUGGCAGCGAAGGAGCUCAGCUGGACAUCUCCACCAUCAACAUCCCAGCUCCUGUUGGGUGUAGCUACAGUGUUGAGAAUGGACAGGUGACACUAGGGUGUACUGGUGGUCUUGAUCAGUUGUCCAGGAUCGAGUACAUUAUCAAUGGCCAAAAUUUCACUGUGUCCGGGUUCCCAAUCACCAUCAGCACCAGCCAGCUGUCCCAGUCACAGACCAACACAGUCAUCCUGAGACUGUUCACAUCUAGCAACACCCUCAUCACUACAACCACCUUCAACAUAGAACCCUCUCAAUUCGUGAGGUUCAGUGUGAGGUGCAGUGGGAGAUACAUUAGAGAGAGCUCUGGACUAGCUCUGGUGAUAUCCUGCGAAAAUACAUCAGACAGUACUCAGAGCAUAUCUUCACUGAGAUAUAGUGUCAAUGGUGGACCUGAACUGACAGUGACUGGAUCGACAUUCACAAUCAGAGACGGUCUGAGAACUGAUGGGACUAACACAGUGGAUAUCACAGCCAUUGGCAGCGAAGGAGCUCAGCUGGACAUCUCCACCAUCAACAUCCCUGCUCCUGGUAAUCUUCCGCUGGUUUUUAACCGUAUUACUUUCUCACUGGGACAACAUGUACUUCGCAUCGUAGCAGCGGACUCUGGAGGCUCAACCAGCACUUUCACAUACACCUUUGAAGGAAGGAGUGCACCAGAGCUCAUACUGACGGUGAACCCAACAUCAAUAAUUGUGGGUGAAGACGGUAGUGCCUCGGGUAACAUUGAGGUGACCAAAACUGGCUACUCGUUUGGUGAAGUCAGCUUCUCUCUGAUACCACUGACCUACUCUGAGUACACCAGUGAGGUGGAAGAUACCAGUGUGGAGGAAGAGCAGAACUUGGACACACUGUUUCCUCUACACCCCAUCACUCCUGCAUCCGCUGAUGAUUUCGAUGGCAGUGAGAGGAGCUCAUCAUUUCCAUCUGGUCUUGUGCAACAACCUCCGUUUGUGGUGUCAGGCAGAGGGCUGGCUGCAGCAGAUGGCGAGCCAGAGUUCACUGAGGGAUUCGUCUUCUACCUCAAGGUUGACAGAGACAGUCUUCACGAGAGUGACCGCGACAGACUGCAAAUAGUCAACCCCGUCGUCCUGGUUACCAUCAGAAACAACAACCUUCCACUGACGUGCCAGUUGACUGGAAAUCCACUGCAGAGUCUGACGGUCAGCUGUAAUGGAGAUGUUCCAUCCAACAUCAUAAUCUCCACUCUCCAGUGCCGCUAUGAUGAUAUCUUGACUAACUGCUCCACUCUACCAGUUACUAUCAACACCGUCUCAUCGUCAAGUGGGAGACACAAUGUCAUCAUCUCAGGGAAUGCUACCACUGGAGAGAUUGUGGCUGUUGGAGAAGCUACCUUCACUGUACCAGACAUCGACCUCUACUUCACAAACAACACCCCACUGCUGGAGGGAGGGACAGUGUAUGCAGAGUUUGUAGCUGACAGACCAGGACUAGAGUUCUACUGUCAUCUCACCCACCUGGACGAACCUCAGUUCAGGGAAGACUGUUCCAAUGGAUCCUACAGGAGAACAGGGAUCCCAACAGGAGACUUUACUCUGAGAGUGAUAGCCUACGACCCACUACGAGAAGACAAGGCUGUCAUCCGCAGCAGACUCUGGGUCCACAGUACUGACCCCGACGACCUCUACUGCAUCAUGUACCUCCUCAACAGAGGCUGGAGUGUGUCUGGGACGACUUUCUCUGUGGAUUUCACUGGGACUGGAGCUGCCAGUGCCAGCAACAACGGUCGUUUUGAGUGCUCGGUUAACAGAAGGGAGCCUCAGCCAUGCACGAGUCCCCUGGUACUGACAAACCUUGUUCCUGGGGCCAGGUACCACGUGAGGAUCCGCCCCACUACCUGUGGCAGCAAGUACAGAGUCUGGACCAAAAGAUUCACUGUUCCUGGGCCGUAGUCCUCUCUUCCACACUCCUACUACUGACUGUUAUAUUUUGUAUUGUAGAUAGCUAAGAGGACUCUUUCAGGCUUAUAUUUUGUAUUAUG